UCCGUAUGGGGUUGGGCAUAGUAAUGCUCAUUAUUUUACGGUGCACUUUGUGUGUGGAUCAGCAGAGCGAAACAACAUGACUUCACCACUUCAUCUCUUCCAAUAUCUCCCGCCAAUAUCUACAGCAACGGGCACAAACCAGAGGCUAAGAUCUUCACUACUGCCGCCCAAUAACCCCUCUGCCUCUCCCAGAGACUCUUAUCCGUACAUCAAAGCUUGCUCCGGAACCACAGCCAGAAGUGAGAAGAGGAAUGGCCCAGAUGACUACCACGCAAUUCUCAAAGCUCUCAACUCUAAAGGCCGCUUCCCUAGGAAAUCUCUUGGCCAGCACUACAUGUUGAACUCGGAGGUCAACGAGCAGCUUUCCAUGGCAGCUGAGGUUAAAGAAGGUGAUUUGGUAUUAGAGAUUGGACCAGGAACGGGGUCUUUGACUAACGUUUUAAUCAAUGCAGGUGCUUAUGUCCUCGCAAUUGAGAAGGAUCCUCACAUGGCUGCUCUUGUUAGUGAAAGAUUUGCAGGCACAAACCGUUUUAAGGUUAUAUCCGAGGACUUUCUCAAAUGCCACAUCCGAUCGCAUGUGCUAUCGAUUAUGGAAAGUGCAAAGUCUCUGAACAUAAAUUCAACAUAUGCAAAAGUAGUCUCAAAUCUUCCAUUUAAUAUAAGUACAGACGUAGUUAAGCAACUUCUUCCAAUGGGCGACGUAUUCUCAGAAGUUGUUCUCUUACUCCAGGAGGAGACUGCUGUGCGUUUAGUAGAAUCGUCGUUGGGGACACCUGAAUACCGACCAAUCAAUAUCUCUGUCAAUUUCUAUUCAGAUCCUGAACUCAAUUUUAAGGUGCCAAGGACAAACUUCUUCCCUCAGCCUAAUGUUGAUGCUGCUGUUGUAACAUUUAGGCUGAAGCGAGCUGAAGACUACCCCCCGGUUACCUCCGCUAAAAGCUUCUUCUCCAUGAUCAAUUCUGCUUUCAAUGGGAAACGGAAGAUGUUGCGAAAAUCACUUCAGCAUAUAUGCUCAUCAACUGAGAUCGAGAAUGCUCUAGAUAGCAUUGGUCUUCCAGCUACGUCGAGACCGGGAGAGCUUACUGUGGAUGAUUUUGUGAAGCUUCAUAAUUUGAUUUUGGAGAUCUAAUUCUAACUCUGGUUCGUUCUACGAAAGCUAAACUAGAGAAAUGACUAUGCAUACACUCAACUAUGGCUAAAGAUGGAUGGAAAAUUAGAUUGACAAUCCAAUCCUGAAUUUUCCAGCUGCAGAAGGGAUUUGGCACUCGGCUGCAUUGCUUGGAAUCAAAGAAUUUUCUUGCCCCCAAAUCAAAGAGGCUCAAUUAGUUAUGUUGCAUCACUUAUCUUGUAUUGAAAUCUUUGGCAAACAGAAAUGGAGAAAUGCAACUUCUUGUUUGCUGAGACAGACAGUGUAAACAUCAUCACCAUAUAAGAAAAUAAAAUGAAAUCAAAAAUGCAGUUGAUGUAUCUGUAAAAUUGUUUCGACUCAGUACAAGAAAAUAAUAUUUUAUCAUUCAAAGGUUGAAGUCAAAAA
Cannabis sativa is the source of this 1534-nucleotide messenger RNA. RefSeq names its product ribosomal RNA small subunit methyltransferase, chloroplastic. Lineage: Eukaryota; Viridiplantae; Streptophyta; Magnoliopsida; Rosales; Cannabaceae. The transcript is spliced from 10 exons. Gene Ontology annotation, molecular function: rRNA (adenine-N6,N6-)-dimethyltransferase activity. Bases 77 to 1129 code for a protein of 350 amino acids. The record is from RefSeq and is a predicted model, not a curated record. Gene Ontology annotation, cellular component: mitochondrial matrix. Gene Ontology annotation, biological process: rRNA methylation.